GACCAUUUUACAUUUUUGUUCGAUGAGAUGAAAAAGGUGAAAAACAAGGAAAAGGAGAAGAGGCGAAAAGCGAGCCCAUUGAGCCUUAGAGGUUGGGGCCUUAAAUUCCUCCGUCGAUCUUUCCUUUCCGAUUUUCUAUAUUCUUCAAGUUUCUGAUCGAAAUAGCAGAAGUAGAAUGGGCGGCGGAGAUGCUGGCAAUGACGGAGGAGAUUCAAGCAACGAGGAAGAGACGGUGAAUAUCCGUUGCUCGUACGGGUCGGAGUUCGCGGUGCAGGUGAAAUUGGACUCAACUGUUGAAUUUUUCAAGUCUAUCGUAGCUCAGAAAUGUGAAAUUCCUCCUCAGCGGCAGCGCUUAAUAUACAAAGGCCGCAUACUGAAAGACGAUCAAACCCUUCAGAGCUACGGUCUUGAGGCAGAUCACACUGUCCACUUGAUUCGAGGUUUUGCCUCAGCUGCCCCCAUGAACAGUACAGCUAGAGCUGAUUCUGGAGUUACCAGUACUAAUUCAGUUCCAGUGACAAGUAUAGGUUCUAAUGAUGGUGGACCACUUGGAGUAUCUUUAUUAUCGCCUGGACUUGGUUUUAAUGGAUUAGGAAGUGCUGGUGGUGGUUUAUUUGGAUCUGCAGCGCCAGAAAUAGAACAACUGCGGCAGCAGUUAAGUCAAAACCCCAACACAAUGGGAGAUAUUUUGAAUAUGCCUCUUUUGCAGGAUUUAAUGAACAAUCCUGAAACUAUCCGCAACUUCAUCAUGGACAAUCCUCAGAUUCGUGAAAUUAUGGAUCGUAACCCAGAGCUUAGGCACAUACUUAAUGAUCCUGGAACCCUCCGUCAAACUAUGGAGGCUGCACGAAACCCUGAACUAAUGCGUGAAAUGAUGCGCAACACAGACAGGGCAAUGCGCAAUAUUGAAUCCACUCCUGAGGGUUUUAACAUGCUGAGGCGAAUGUAUGAAAAUGUGCAAGAACCUUUCCUGAAUGCAACAACCUUGGCUGGUGACAGUAGAUCUGAUGUGGUAUCAAAUCCAUUUGAUGCUCUAUUGGGAGCUCAAGGUGGAGGUUCUGGCAGAGAGAACUUGGCUAAUCCUACAACUAUUGGAUCUGAAACUAUGGUCAAUGCCUCUGCUCCAAAUACAAAUCCACUUCCCAAUCCUUGGGCCUCUUCUGACAGCAUGCAAACAAACUCAAGUGCACGGUCGAAUCCUAUUGGGGAUGCAAGGCCUACAUCACCUGGUGGCUUUGAUGGACUUGAUUGCCAGGAUUCUGGGCAUAUUCUGGGUUCUAUGCCAGACUUCUCUUUUAAUCAGUUACUGCAGAAUCCAACCAUGUCCCAGAUGAUGCAUAGUCUCUUAUCCAAUCCUCAGUACAUGAAUCAGAUUCUUGGUCUUAAUGUACACCUACAGAACAUGCUUGAUUCCAGUCCGCAGCUUAGAGAUAUGACGCAAAAUCCUGAAUUUGUUCGUCAAAUGACUUCCCCUGAGAUGAUGCAGCAACUUUUGACAUUUAACCAAGCUCUUUCAUCUCAGAUUGGUCGGCAGCAGACGCCUAGAGAAUCAGGUCAAAAUGCUUUGGGAACAGAAGACAACCUGGGAUUAAAUAUGCUGAUGAACAUGUUUGGUGGACUUGGGACGGGCGGAGGCUUCACUGCUCCAAACAGAUCUCAAGUGCCCCCUGAAGAGCUGUAUGCAACUCAGCUCUCUCAGUUACGGGAAAUGGGCUUCAUCGAUAGUCAAGAAAACAUCAGGGCAUUGAUUGCCACUGCAGGAAACGUCCAUGCUGCAGUUCAGCGCCUUUUGGGGAAUUCCGGUCACUAGAAUAUGGAUUAAUAUCAUGCUGCUUCAUAUAGCUGCAUAGCUCUGUGGAUCAAAUUUCAACCAUGUGAAUGUGCGGCACAAACCAGUUAAACUGAAUGAUCGAAUCAAACAAUAUGAACAUGGCUGUUGGAAUACACUUCCUUGUACCCCGAACGAAAUACAAAUACCAAUAGGAUGAAAGUGCGUUUUCCUCCCUCCUCUGUGGAUAAAGAUACAGAAGCUUGAGAUGCCGUGUAAAUACAGCAUGAAGUCUGUUUUGUACAAAUUUCUCCAAUUUUCUGAUUCGUUGAGCCUGUUUUGGGGAUAUCAUAUGUAUGGCUCGGACGAAAUGUGAUUUUUCUUUGACUUUCCCCUGUUGCACAGUGCAUUUACUUCAGAUUUUUUUGUUCAAUCUUUAAAAUUUGGUUAAUGUGAGAAAGCUCGCUAGCUGCAUUGCAAUCUUUGGUGAAGAUUGGGCCUUGCAGCUUAGU
Messenger RNA from Sesamum indicum (sesame), 2280 nucleotides. Its product is annotated as ubiquitin domain-containing protein DSK2b. The record is from RefSeq and is a predicted model, not a curated record. NCBI's taxonomy places the organism in Eukaryota, Viridiplantae, Streptophyta, Magnoliopsida, Lamiales, Pedaliaceae. Gene Ontology annotation, biological process: ubiquitin-dependent protein catabolic process. Gene Ontology annotation, molecular function: polyubiquitin modification-dependent protein binding. Gene Ontology annotation, cellular component: cytosol.